Messenger RNA from Anopheles stephensi (Asian malaria mosquito), 1059 nucleotides. RefSeq names its product putative cyclin-dependent serine/threonine-protein kinase DDB_G0272797/DDB_G0274007. The transcript is spliced from 3 exons. NCBI's taxonomy places the organism in Eukaryota, Metazoa, Arthropoda, Insecta, Diptera, Culicidae. The record is from RefSeq and is a predicted model, not a curated record. The coding region runs from base 293 to 1021 and encodes 242 amino acids.
CUGCAAUGAAAAAUGGAAAACCAUCCGAUUAGUUCAAGGACACUCGCCCAUCACACUGACGACCUUGAGCCAGGAGGAACCACAACCACCGCCGGUUUUGGUGGUCCAAAACUUGACAAGGUAUAAAAACCACCGGACGUAACCAGCACCAGCAUCAGUUCACUUUCAACGCUUUCCAGCGGUAGUAUUAGAGCCACGUGACUUACCGACAGCAACCAGUGCAAACUGCCCGGCAAACUCUCGCAGCUCAGUUUCUUCGAUAGCAAACUUUAUCUUACCACUCGCGAAGACGAUGGCUGGUGAAAUGCUGCUGGCAAGUUGUCUGAUCGCUUUGCUGCUAGUGGUUCCCGGGCUGGAUGGAUCCUACCCAAGUGCUCCAGGACAGGAGAAUGUGUUUCCACAUGCGCUGAAGAAUGUUCAUUCCGUGGAAGAUAGAGGCCACUAUCAAGCAUCGCAGGAAUUCCACCAAGCUCCAGAAUAUCAAUACACGGCCCCAGCUCAACAACAGCAUCAACACGUGUAUCAUCCAGCACAGCCCGAACAGCAACAGCAUCUCUUCCAGCCCCAUCAGCAGUACCUCGUGCAGUCCACGUACAAUGUCGGAUCUCAUCAAGAGCAACACCCGGUUCAACAGUCUAAUGUCCAGCAGAGCAAACAACGCCAUACAGCUGUUCCGUACAACAAUCAGCGACUGCACGUGAAGGUCGAUCAUCAUCCAGCGGCAUCUCAAGGACUCGCUCAUCCGAACGCUCCUACCGCGCAGCACCUUCGCCAGCAGUUGGCUCAAGAACCGAAGAAGGACUAUCGAUCAUACAUCCCGAAGAGUAUCGCUCCCAAGCUAAACCCACUGCAUCCUUCCUUCCACCAGAAGCGUAACUUUGUGCCACUGCAUCACAUCACGCGACAGGUGCCACUUCCGGCAGGCAAAAUGACUCAGGGACAACAUCACUCCCAUUCAGAACAACCACAGCCAGUUAAGGCUGCGUUAGCCGCUCCAUCACCGAAGCACAUCUCUGGAUAAUUUAAUAAAGUAUUUAUUUCCAAAACCCAACCUGAAAA